Messenger RNA from Dibothriocephalus latus, 213 nucleotides. NCBI's taxonomy places the organism in Eukaryota, Metazoa, Platyhelminthes, Cestoda, Diphyllobothriidea, Diphyllobothriidae. The record is from the annotation of a GenBank genome assembly.
GUCACGCAGGGCGACCUGAGUCUGCUCUUGCGGGUGGCUGUCAACGACUUUUGCAUCCCCGACUUCCCCGCCUUCAAGGAACGCAUUAAACAGCUUUAUGAACAGUGCUCCGACUGCACCGAGGGUCAAGUGGCAAAUUACAUUCCCCAACUAGCCAAGGUUGAUCCGGAUCUCUGGGCCGUCUCCAUAUGUACCGUGGAUGGGCAAAGGUAA